CGAAGGCCCUCCCACACUUGAGGAAACUCAGCUGAUGCAACCAAUGAUUCCUAUUUAAACGCAGUUUGAGAUCCAGCGCAUUCAUUUGGUUUACUUGAAGAGAUGUUUACAUGGAGAGGUUAGACAAAAAACGUGUAUCACUGAGUGGCGUAUUGGAGAUUGAGAAAAGGUCACAAUGGUCUAUACCCCGGCUUUGGUCUUUGGUCACGGACUGCACAUUGGGACUAUGUCUGAAGAAGACAGCUUUAUCGAGCUGAUGAGAAAGUUUCUCUAUCAAUUCACAUCAAGCGACAAAAAAGACGUGCGUCGGGGCAGCCUUGAAAGUUGCGAAUUCGUUAAGGAAAGAAGCUCAAGUAUUGACUCUGAAACAAGUCUAGACUAUGAGGAGAGACUAUUCCUGCAAGACAUGACCAGGCAGAUAGAGCUUUGUCUCUCUGACGCAAAAGAGACGAGUCUGCGUUGCCAGAUGCUGCUGCUUCCCCGCUCCCUGACUACCAAGGUCGCCCGGGAUGUAGUGCGCUCCUCGGCGGGAGAACCAUGUGGUAUCCGCGGUGCUUUCAUUAAGGUCUUUUUGGAGACAACCCCUGGCCUACAGCUCCAGAUGCUGGGUACUGUCUCACCCGACCCAACAGUUACCCCUACGUUUGAGCUGUCCAUUGUGUUCAAGCUGGAUAAAGAAGGCUGGCCGCCAAUAUUUGUUACCCACAAGAAGGUGUUGAAACUACAACCCCAAUAUCGGCUAGUCAAGAAGAAACUGUAUUCCUCAGCGAGUCCAGUCAUUCUUGAGUUUAGCUAAAACUGAGAAAUGUAGGAAAUGACAUAUCGUUCUAUUUUCAUUGAGAAGCAUACUAAGUAUAUGUCAGUGCACACUACUGUAUUAGAGAUAAGUUUUGAUGAAAGUUGAGCUCUGUAAAUGCACUAGAACUUCUGAGAAACAUUUUGUAUUGUUUGUCAGGGAAUGGUUGCCUUACGACGGGGGGAUAUAAGGACCAUGGGCUGAUUCCAGUGGAAAGCCUUUUCCAGGGGUAUUCAAGUCUUACCCUCCAAGGGCUGGAGCCAGCCAAUUUUCUGUUCUACCUCUCCAUUAUUUACACCCACCUGGUGUUGCAGGUCUAAUAAAGUCCCUGACUAGAGGGUUGCAUUGAUAGAAAAAAGACAUGGAACUGGCUUCCAGGUCCAGAGUAGAGUUUAAUUAAGCCAGUGGAAGUAUAUAUAUUUUUUGGGGGUGGGGCGGUUAAAAUAUAAGACUAGAUUUAAAACUGCUCUUUUGUGGCCCUAAAUUAAAUAUACAUUACAAAAUGCCAGUCAUAAAUCAUACAUUACAUAACUAAUAUGACCUUCCAUUGAAUUCUCACACUAAAGUUUGUCCCCCCCUACCCAAGCAGUUUUAUAUGGUUAAGAUUUGAGUGAACCUAGCUUAAGUUAGAAUAGUCCACAGAAUGUAUGUUAUUCUGCUUGUUAUGGCAUAUCGAGGGAUGUAUUACCAAGUACUCUACAAUGUAACUCAGGGAUAGGUUGUUUUUUUUGCACAUAUUCUUUAUAAUUGCACAAUUUUGUAUUUUAUUUUUAUCAUAGAAACCUGAUGUGAAAAUGUGUGGAAAGCAAGCUGGUAUUGCCACUUAACAUGUUAGAAUGUUCCUUUGUUGCAGUGUUGUCACACUAAUAAAUAUUCAAUAUAUUUUUUGCAGU
Messenger RNA from Esox lucius (northern pike), 1689 nucleotides. Its product is annotated as RTP801_C domain-containing protein. The coding region runs from base 176 to 796 and encodes 206 amino acids. The record is from RefSeq and is a predicted model, not a curated record. Gene Ontology annotation, biological process: negative regulation of signal transduction. The transcript is spliced from 2 exons. Gene Ontology annotation, cellular component: cytoplasm. Lineage: Eukaryota; Metazoa; Chordata; Actinopteri; Esociformes; Esocidae.